AUGACCUCGUACUGCGAGGUGUGCCAAGGCCUGUACGACAUGCCUCACCCACACUUGUGGCCACACCGCUCGCCAUUGUCGUCAUCACCAUGCAAGCGGGGUGCCUGGAGCCCGGCUCAGCCGUCAUCAUCGCCACCUCAGCAAGGAGAAAGCAGGGGAGGCCGAGGUAACCGAGGCUUAUCUCGACCUCGCGUCGCCAACCGCUACCAUGACACCCCACGCGCGUCGCGCUCGCCUUUCCUAGAGGGCCGGAACAACGGCCACGUCUGCGUUGGCCCCUACGUGUGCCCUUGCCAGCAGCGGCGAAGCGCUUCCAUGCCAGCAGUGCCCGACUCCUACGACACCCCCCCUUAUCUUGGACGGGACGUGUCACCCGGCAUGGAUGGCGAUGCGAGGUGCGGCGACGAACAGGACGGUCACUAUCGCUGCACAGCAUCCCCUUCACUUCCGCUCUCUGCCUCCACAGCCGUUGGGCGAGGAGGCUCUCCCUUCAUAGAGCGAUACCGCGAAGACACCUACUCUAGCCAGCGCCGCGCAGAUGGCAAUCCGUCCCAGCUGGAUUACCUGCGUCGUGGGGUGGGACAUGGCUGCACCUAUGUGUCUCCUUACGACGACUGCGAAGGCAGCAGAGGGCAGAGUGGGUUGGCGACCGACGGCGGGGGCGCUGACCUUCUGUCUUCAUCUUUCCCACCAUGCGCACUGGUGGAUGUGCGGGAGGCGGCCGCACCCCACUAUCGCUGCACCAGCGUGGGAAGGUCGCCGCACGUGUGGCGCGGUGGCGAGUUUGGUAGCAGCAUACCACAGCGCACGUCCUUGCCGCCUCACCAUCCAAGCGGCCCCCCCUCUACGCUGGCACCUAAUCCUGACAACGCUACUCGCUACGCCUCCGAAUGCGCCGCAUGGUCGCGAUCGCGCCGUAACACCAGCAUUGAUCACCCUUCUCGACGAAUAUCCCCGGCAGCUGAUGGAGGCGGUGGUCAUGGUACUCACACGACUUCGAUGCAGAGCGCCACAGGCGCUGGCGAACCGUCUUCGUCGCAACGACCACCGCUGUUGCCGUCGGUAACAUCGACCACGCCGGUAUCGCCUUUUGUGGGCCUCACCUUCAAUGCUGAGCCAUGCGCUCAGACGCCGGCCAGUGUUCAGGCACCACUGCACUACAGCACACACGGUGACUCAGUGCGACAGCCCCUGACCCCCGCUGGCCCACUGCUGUCUCGCGCUCCUGACUCUCUGGCGAACCUCGUGGCCAAGAUACGAGCAGAGGUCAGCAAGGACGCGACUUUGUGGGUUGCAAGGUCACCCGGCACAGGUUCACUGCUCGACCCUGGCGUUGCAAAGCCGCGGGCAACUGCCGAGGAGAAGAGGAAGAGACAGCACCGUACAGAGAAGCCGCAGGAACAGGGCCACGCUCUAGGUGGGACAUCGCAUGCGGAACAGACCUCGGCCAAUCAGGCUACAGCGUCUUCGGGGCUGUGCUCGUCCGCAAGGUCAACGGGAGCAGAGGGAGCUGCCACCUCUCUUGUGCUGGUAGCUCCACGGUCAACCAGCGCUGGCGACGACUGUGGCUCGAAUGCUCACGGGUCUUCUGCUGCCCCUCCAGCGGCGAGUGGACGGGUUCGCAGCGUGCGGUCACGACGACAGCACGGUAGCUCUGGAAAGCACCGUCGCCCGUCCCGACCUCGGCGCACUUCAUCGUCAUCCUCAUCAACGUGUUCGACCCGGUGGUCAUCGUCCUCUUCCGCGAAACUCUGCAGCACUGUUAGAAGAGCUGAGGCGAUCCUGCGCCGACUGCAAGACAGACCGCGCGGCAGUGGCGGCAGCUGCGCGCGAUCUCUCUCUGCAGAGGCAGAGAGGACGAGGGGAUUCGUGGGCGACGCGUUCGCUGAUGACGCCGUUGCUGUUGAUGCAGCAACCGUCCGUCGUCGUCCGAGUACCUUGGCGCACACUUCUGCCCGCGGAAAGAGCCGCACAGGGCCACAGGGCUGCAGUGCACGUCGCGGCCACUCCGCUCCUUCUCUGCCCUCUCGACCGCAUGCAACAUCUGUGCCAUCCUGCCGAUCUUCUUCUCUUUUCAUUCCCAUAGAUGCAUCCUCGAAGGCGAGCCAAUGUGCACCCCAGCGGGCGCAUGCACCUGAUCGGGACGCAGAGGGGGCAACAAGGGAAGUGAGGCAGGAGAGAGGUGGCGCUUUGGCGGUGACUGAGUCACGACGGCAGCACGAGAUGUGGCGCACCACGCAGGAGCACCGGAUCGAACGGCUACGCGAGGGUCUGUCGGCGUUAUGUGCGGCCGUUCGCAAAGACCUUCAGAAGGUUCGGGAGGAGGUUGGCAGGGUGCGUUCUGAGGCCAAUGGUGCGGCGGAAGACACUCAAAAGCGAAUGCAUGAGGCGUUGGCGACUGCGUUGCGAUCCAACUCACCUGCGAAGCGCGCAACCAACGCACGAGGCCAGGAGAUGGAUUUCCACCCGAGCUCGGUCGUGGCGGCGGUGACACGGUGUACACCAUCGGACCAGCACCGUCUCGCAAUGCUUCUCCUGCCUCACUUCCGACCGCUACUUGCGGAGAUGGUCCAGGAGGAAGUGCAAUGUCAGCUCCGUCAGUACCGGGGCGAGCAGAAAGAGGAACAGCACGCACUGGAGCACCGUUUGCAGGCGUACGUCGAGGAGGCGGCGGUGUCACGUCAGCACUGUGCGCACGGAGACGGGACUGUAGGCAGUGAAGUCACUGCCACCGCCCCUGUGUGGGCAUCUUUUUCUUCUGCGGAAGCUUUCGACGCACACCUCCGCGCUACCACUCGCGCGGUAUUACUCGAGGAGGACAACCGAUGGUAUAGUCUGGCGAGUGAGAACGAGCGUCGACAUGAGCGGUUCGUGCAGAAGCUGCAGCAGGACUGGCAGGGGACGCUAAGCACUGCCCAGGCAGAGUGGAAGGCAGAGUGGAAGGCCCUUUUGGAGGAGGAGGCGAAUGUGUGGACCCACCAUGCCCGGGCACCGCUGCAGAAGCACGCCGAUCUGCUUCAGGACAUUGUAAAGGCCCUCACACACGACGUGACCCACCUGCAGGAGCAGCAGGAAGCGCUCUCAGCACGUCUCUCGGCCAGCCUGCGGCAGGAGCGAGAAAUGCGAGGGCAGGAGCAGACGCAGCUCACCGAGCGUGUUGAGCAGCGUGUGCGGCAACUGCUACCACGUGAGGUUGAGUCUGCCUGCGUGCGAUUCCAUGCGUUACGAGAGCAGCGGCUCGCAGGGGCAGGGUCGCGAAGCGUUGUGACCGAGCUUGGCACUCCCGGUGCAUCGCGCUGGAGUGCGAUACCCACGACCAGCGCUGCCGCUGCGACCGCGGCGUCAUCAGCAGAGGAGCUUCGCUUGUCCACUGUGCAGCCGGCCCUGGAGCACAUGCGACGUCUGCUCGUGCUGCAUCAAGAGAUGAUUGAUGCGAUGGUUGAGUCUCGUUGUCGUCGUGCUGAGCACACAGUGGAGGGCAAUCGGCACGUGUGGUCCCAGAACGUGGCGGAGGUGCGGGCAAAGCUCUCUGCGCUGCGCGACGACGUGCGUGGUGCCUUGAGCGAGUUGUGCACAAAUCUAAACGUGGCCUCUCCCGCGCUGUGA
This is a messenger RNA of Leishmania braziliensis MHOM/BR/75/M2904, 3606 nucleotides long. RefSeq lists its product as hypothetical. NCBI's taxonomy places the organism in Eukaryota, Euglenozoa, Kinetoplastea, Trypanosomatida, Trypanosomatidae. The transcript has a single exon. The coding region runs from base 1 to 3606 and encodes 1201 amino acids. The record is from RefSeq and is a predicted model, not a curated record.